GCAGUAGGCAGGAGCACUUGGGCUAUUUUGAUUCUAUGAAAACGUUUUCUUCAAAGUCAUAAAAAUCACAGAAACGAUGUCUUCCACAAAAUACUGUGCAUUGAGUAUUUUUGCCUUUUUGCUAGUGGAUUUACUGCAGGCCCAGGUGCCUGCGCCCCCAUCGAGCCCGCAAAAACCUAUACCGGCGCCACCGGCUGCAUCAUCAUCCGGAGCUUCUGUUCCUGCACAGCAAGCCAGUAUAUAUUAUCCCUACGGUUGUUACUACUAUGGAAACAAUUACGGAAACUUACCCAACGCUCAAGCCUGUUCCAACAGUAAUGGUAAUCAACCCAAUGGAAAUUUACAGCUGCAAAACACUGCUAGCAUGAGUUAUGAUAAUGGAACCGGAACCUUUUUGGCCUCCUCUCAAACUGGAAACUCGGCUUCAGGAGAUGCCGCGUCCAUUUCUUCUUAUACGAGCGCUAACGCUUAUUCGCCCGUGAAUCCAGCACCAAUCAGCGAAGUGCAGAUUUCCGGCAGCGCCAAUAGCAACGGCAAUGGAGCAACCGGUAAUCUGAAUAACCUGGACAACAGUUCCUCUUCCGGCUUACCAAAUGCCGGCGCCACUCACUACAGUCAGUCACAAAUUAACGGAUCGGGCACCGGUCUCUCCCUGAACUCAAACGCCCAAGUUAACGGAAACGGUUAUAAUUUUGAUAACAAUAAGGCAGCGAAACGGGAAAGAGAGACAAACAAGAUAUUCUUCCAGCCAAAUGCUGCUGUACGCAGUGCAAUACGCCAAAAGGCGAUCAACCAAAAUGGACAAAAUUUAGUGGUUCGCCAACGCACAGCCAGUAAUCAAAUGCAAAAGCCACUUGUUUCCGUAAAUUUGGCACAAAAUCGCCGUUCGCGGCAGUAGACAUCUCUGUUAUGAUGUGUCGUGUAUCAAAAAAUAUUCUUUCUGUAUCAGCAAGAUAAAUCAAAAAUUAUGACACAUUAAGCCUGUGAUAUGUACAGUACUACCAUGCAAACUGUGAAACACAUACUGCAUUAAGUGAGAGAACAAGAGAUGUUCUGAAGAACAAUCUAAAAAUAAA
Messenger RNA from Paramacrobiotus metropolitanus, 1076 nucleotides. RefSeq lists its product as uncharacterized. Lineage: Eukaryota; Metazoa; Tardigrada; Eutardigrada; Parachela; Macrobiotidae. The coding region runs from base 77 to 898 and encodes 273 amino acids. The record is from RefSeq and is a predicted model, not a curated record. The transcript has 2 exons.